AUGCCAGCAAUUGCUCACAAUUUGGCGGUGACUUGCGCCUGUUAUAUUAUAAUUAAUAGUAUUUCAAAAAAAGUUAAAUCCAGACGUAGACGGCGCUGGUGGGAGCUUGAAGUGUUUAGAAACCGAAACAAACAUGGUGGAAUACCAUUGAUGCGAGAUUUAAAAUUUCAGCAUACCAGUGGAAAAUACAAAAACUUCACUCGCAUGUCACCCAUUGAUGUUGAGUAUUUAAUAAACAUGAUUGGCCCAGUGAUUAAAAAAACUGAUACCAAAUUUAGAAACGCGAUUUCAGUGAAAGAAAGACUUAGUAUUACUCUAAGAUUCCUCGCAAGUGGGGAUUCUUUUACAAGUUUGCAAUAUACUUUCAGAGUAUCGAAGCAAGCAAUUAGUCUAAUAGUACCAGAGACUUGUCAAGCUAUUCUCAAUGUAUUAAAACAACAAAUAAAGUUACCGAACACGCCUCAUAAAUGGGAACAAAUCAGCGCAGAAUUUCUGAAUAUGUGGAACCUACCAAACGCAGUUGGUGCAAUGGAUGGAAAGCAUAUCACGUUGCAGGCUCCUUUUAAUUCUGGAUCUGAGUUUUUUAACUACAAAGACUUUUUCAGUAUCGUUAUGUUUGCUCUUGUGGAUGCCUCCUACAACUUUUUAUUUGUGGAUGUUGGGUGUCAAGGAAGGAUUUCAGAUGGUGGGGUAUUUAAUAAUUCCGUAUUGAAGACAAAAAUUGAUAACGACUCAUUGAAUCUUCCACCCCCGAAGGCAUUAGAAGGAACAGAUUACAUUGUUCCAAAUUACUUUGUUGCUGAUAGUGCAUUUCCUUUAAGCAACUAUAUUAUGAAACCCUAUUCAGGGCAACAUGCCAAAGGGUCAAUGAAACGUGUAUUUAACUAUAGGCUUUCAAGAGCACGCAGGGUUGUAGAAAAUACUUUUGGUAUUCUGUCAAGUGUUUUUAGACUUUUAAGGAAACCAUUGCUGCUUGAACCUGAAAAGGCUCAGUUGAUAGUGAUGACUAUAUGCCACCUUCAUAAUUUUCUACGGAGAAGCCCAAAUUCUGUUAAUACGUAUACGCCGAGAGGUACAUUUGAUACAGAGAUAGAAGGCACAAUAGUACCCGGAAGAUGGAGGGUGGAUAAUACCGCCACAACAUCGUUUUUGCCAAUAACGAAUACUCCUCGUAGACCAACAUUAACAGCGGUAAAUAUGAGAGACCAAAUUGCUGAAUAUUGUUAUAAUGUAAGAACAUUACCAUGGCAAAAUGAUGCAUAG
This is a messenger RNA of Pieris macdunnoughi, 1263 nucleotides long. NCBI's taxonomy places the organism in Eukaryota, Metazoa, Arthropoda, Insecta, Lepidoptera, Pieridae. The record is from the annotation of a GenBank genome assembly.